Molecule: messenger RNA, 2065 nt
Organism: Phyllotreta striolata
Lineage: Eukaryota; Metazoa; Arthropoda; Insecta; Coleoptera; Chrysomelidae
Source: the annotation of a GenBank genome assembly
AAAAUAUGUCAGAACUGUCAACUCGACGCAAAGGUGAUUCACGAUUUGUGUAUCUUGGGGUAUUUACAGCCGAUUUGUCGACGAAAAUGAAUAGAAAGUGCGCAAUUGAAAGAAAAUCUGUAAUAAUCUAAUCGACUCAGUGAAAAAAUAUCGUUUAAAAACAAUCUAAUUAACCUAAUCAACCAGUUUUAUCAGCGAUUUAAACUAGUGGAAUUCGGCUAAGCCAAAAUGGCGUUCGCGACAGCGUUCAAAAUGCCCCAGGAACCGAGGCCUUUGCCCUCGCUGGACGACGACGACGAGUCCUUCGUGGUCCUCUGCUCGAACGCCCGCGACUCCCAAGCCUCCGAUUCCUUCUCUGCGGACGUUCCGGACGCCUCCGUCAUCUCCGAGGCCAAGCAGCUCAUCAAACAGGAACUCGAAGCCCUCGAUAUGGAAUCGAUGAGAUGUGGCGUAAACGCCACGAACCAAUCGAAUGAAAUUGAAGAAACUAUAAAGAAAAUGCCUCCUACGAAUAAAGCUCCUGAAUCGAUGAAGGCCAUGUUCAGCAUAACCUCCUUAACAUCGGACAUGUCCUCCGAUGAAAUCGAACGGAAACUAUCACAGUUGGUCGAGGAAAACGUUCAUCUGAAGGAUACCAUUCUACAGAACAACAUGGCGUUGAAAUCGCAAUACGACAAGAUCCUGUUUUGGUACGAGGACGUGCAGAAGGUCCAUCGAACACUAAAGGACAAACUGAUCGAGGCCAAAAGGGUAAUAGACGCUUUGAAAAGCGACAAGGACUCGUUGAAACGGGAAUUGACUGAAAUGAAGAGAAUCAAGGACGAUAUGACGAAGGACGUUGCUCGAUCGAGGACCGAAGGAAAGGAUCCGAAAAGAAACGAGGACGACAUGAAAAAUCUGCAAUUGGAAGUGGCCAAUGCGAAAAUUCGCGAACUCGAAGAAACCCUGGAAAAACUGGAAAUAGGCGGAAGAAAAUCCGAGGAUAAUUUGACGUCGGAAAUCGAAAAAUUGCGCGCCGAAAACGAGAAAUCUUUGAAGGAAAUUCGCGAGAUUCGCGAAAAUUCGACGAAAUUGACGGAGGAGUUGCGAUUGAGCAAAGAAAACGAGUCGAAACUCGAACAACAGGUGAUAGCGAAAACUCGAAAAGAAGAACAGCUGACCGGUCAAUUGGCCCGCGCGGAGGAAAAGGCCGAGCAUGUGGAAGUGUUGCGCGCGCAACUGGCUUAUAUUCAGACGAAAUUGACGGAGAGCGAGUGCGAGAGAGCGCAGGCGCAGGCGGAAGCCGUGGAUAGAUCGCGAAAAGAGCCGAUCGACGACGAAACUUGCGCUUUGAAGGUGCAAUUGGACGUGUACAAGGCGGAUUUCGACGAGGAGCGACGCGCCAGGGAGGCGAUUAAAGCCGAAAAGGACCGUUUGGAGGAGGAUUUGCUCAAUUUGCAACGGCGCAAUCAGCAAUUGCAAGAGGAAAUCGAAAUCCUCCGCAACCACGGCGACUUCGAGCCAGUCGGGGCUUCCCGGGAGGCGCGCCCCCCUUCGAACGAGGGGACCAUGAGGUGUCCCAAAUGCGCCAUUAAAUUCACCGACGUGCCUCAAUUGGAAAGGCACGUGUACAGGUGCAUCGAGCUCGACGAUCAUCUGCCUUGAGAUUAUUUUUAACUGUAAUUCGGAAAAUAUGGGAGACGGGAAAGGGGGGAAAUUGCUGGGGACAUUUUGCUCUAUAAUUAUGGUAUUGAUUACUAGGAUUUUCUAUUGCAACUUCGACAGUACUAAUUCUAGAAGUAUCAAGAUUGGGGGCAAAUUGUGGGGAAAUUUAAGACUAGUUUAGAAAAAUUUCCUAUCUCCCAUAUAUUUUCCUGCUAUAUUUAAAAUGUACAGUGUUAAAUUAACCUCCGGUUUAUCGAUUAAAUUUACUAGUUGUAUUUUUAUAUAGUCUUACUAUUCAACGGACAUUGUACGAGUUAUAAUAACCUAGUUAGUUUAAAAUAACGAAUAUAUUGUAUAAAACGUUUAGUUUAUUUAGGAGAAAAAAAGUAUAUUUUAUCUAUUAUUAGAUUAUAGAAAGAUU